AUGCCUCCCCCAAUCGCCGGUAUAGUGGAACGCAAGGAAGACCUUCGCAGAUGGAUCUGGGAAGACGGCCUGACUGUACAACAAGUCAUCGAGAAGCUUGAGGCUGAACACAAAAUCACCUGCAAAAAGCGCACCCUCGAGCGCCACCUCAGGAAUUGGGGCAUCUCCAAACGCUCACAGCCAGACAAGGACGCCAUUCAGGAACAGCUAACCAAACUGUUUCAUGGUCCAUAUCAAACAGAUGUAGCCAUCAGUAAGAUCCUGAACGACGCUGGUCAUGUCAUCAACCGCCGCACAGUCAUGGAGACACGAAAGAAGCUUGGUUUGCACAAGCGCGUCCGUCCGGAAACCGACGAGCAAGCAUUACAAGACACCAUCAAAGACGUCCUUACCGAAGAGUACAAAGACGAGCAUGUCGUGAAAAUGCAUCGCGGCGAGCUCUAUACGCAUCUACGUGAAAAAUAUCCCGAGCUCAAGAUUGUCGGAAGGGAUCGUGUUUACAACAUCGCCCGUGAGAUGAAUCCCACACUGAUACGCAGAUAUCCCAAAGGCCAUCCUUUGCAUCAGAAUCGUCCUUAUAAGUUGUCUGGCAAGAGGCUAGCCGCAAAGCUGGCCAAGGAUGCCGCCUCCGAGUCCAACACUCCGACUGAGCAUGAACAAGAUUGGUCAGCACCUCCGGAGGAAUCACACAAUCCAUCCUCGGCCCAUGACUACCCUGAGCCUUCCCCAGUCGUGGACUAUCAGCUUCCUCUAGAAACUCAACUUCCCUCAAUGCGUGAUGCCGUUCCUGACUCACCAGCCCUUACUCAAGACCAUCAACCCUCUCCAGUCUAUCGGCCUAGAACUUCCAACAACCAGCUUCUACAUCCAAGCCUGAGAGUCCAGGAUCUUGAGAAGGAAAAUGAUGCCCUACAUCAGAGACUGCAACAGCAAGACGCCGAGAUUCGAUACAUGCGCCAAGCAUACCACGACAUGAUGCAGAGGAUUGGCUCCGUGCCUGCUCCGAACUCCUUUCAAUCCUGA
This is a messenger RNA of Aureobasidium namibiae CBS 147.97, 1023 nucleotides long. RefSeq lists its product as uncharacterized. NCBI's taxonomy places the organism in Eukaryota, Fungi, Ascomycota, Dothideomycetes, Dothideales, Saccotheciaceae. The transcript has a single exon. The coding region runs from base 1 to 1023 and encodes 340 amino acids. The record is from RefSeq and is a predicted model, not a curated record.